AUGUCACUUGCCAUAUUGCCAUCAACGCCCAUGGUACAUACUUCAUCGCACCGGCAGCAUGCGUCGCCCAAACGACCAAAGCUAUCCCUCAACACAGCCAACGUUCCGUCAUCGUUUGGCAAGAAAUCGACCAGUCUGCGACUUGACACGUUAUCAACAACUUCACCCACUUCUCGAAACACAUUCCGUAACGCAACAUUACCAACACAAGGUACUACGGGGUUGAAAACACAACAGCCGCCUUUGGCCGACCUCGCGAUCGAUACAUCGCAGGAACAACAAGAGCGACACCCUUCGCCAACAGACACGGCAACCUCGAACGAUUCCGCUUCGUCUGCCUCAUCGAUCGAGUCGACUUCCGGUGAAGUGCCCUAUCGUCUAUCACGCAGUCUUACUUCGAUCCUGAAGAACGGCCCCCUCCCUCACAGUCCUCGUCAAAAGACUUCCUUCGCUCAAUCAAAGCCCGCAAUGUUUCCGCCGGCAAAGAAGGUUGCGUUCCGAACACCGUUGGAGGAAGAGGUGAUUACCAAGAAAUACACCCUUCGACAUAUCGACAUCGCGUCAUCAACAUCAACGAUAUCGACUUUGGAGYUAUCCCCGACAAAGAAGGAAGCCGGACCUUGUGAUUCACCUAAGGAGGAUGACCUAAAGCCGAGCAAGAGUGUAGACGUAGCAACGACGAAGAAGCUGUCUGGACCACAGCCUGGCGAAAAGAGGGAAUCUUCAGAUGAGGAGGACAGCGAUACAGCGGCUUCCACUCCAGUCGCCGGUCGAAGGAAACGCUCCCGACGCUGGGUGUGGACCUUACCACAUGCUGCUCCCUCUUCACAUGAAGAUGAUCGAACGCGUAGGAAUGAGACUGUAAGGGCAUGA
Molecule: messenger RNA, 873 nt
Organism: Ramularia collo-cygni
Lineage: Eukaryota; Fungi; Ascomycota; Dothideomycetes; Mycosphaerellales; Mycosphaerellaceae
Exons: 1
Coding region: 1-873 (290 amino acids)
Source: RefSeq, a predicted model, not a curated record